This is a messenger RNA of Chrysemys picta bellii (western painted turtle), 6071 nucleotides long. RefSeq names its product protein phosphatase 1 regulatory subunit 36 (gene PPP1R36). Gene Ontology annotation, biological process: negative regulation of phosphatase activity. Lineage: Eukaryota; Metazoa; Chordata; Testudines; Emydidae. Gene Ontology annotation, molecular function: phosphatase binding. The record is from RefSeq and is a predicted model, not a curated record.
CACUUUUGUAUAUUUUUAUGUUUGAUUUUGUAAGCAAGUAGUAUUUAAUUGAGAUGAAACUUGGGGUACACAAGACAAAUCAGACUCCUGAAAGGGUACAGAAAGGUUGAGAGCCAUUGGCUUAAAGCUUUAAAGAGAAGGAUAAUUAUGCAAAAUUAAUUCAAGAAAACAGGGCUGUAUCCUUAGCUCUGCAACUGAAGUUCUUUGUAUCCGUGUUCCCAUCUGUAAAGGGGUGGAGAUAAUAUUUCCCUAGUUCAUAGGAGUGUUAUGAGGCUUGAGUCCAUUAUUAUUUCUAAAGCUGUUUGAUCAUCUCAGUUGAAAGGACCAUUCAAGUAGUAAUUUUAAUUAGAUUAGUUUGCAGAUUUCCUAUUGGGAUUGUGAUAAUAUUAGCUAUAACUAUCUAAGAAUGGGUUCUCUUGAUGCAUCGCCCCGCUCCCAUCUGGCACAGGUAGACCCACAGGCAAUCCCCUCCCUCCUUGCCCUUUAUUUUAGGCAAUGCUUUACAACCCUUCUCCUUUGAUGUGGCUUUUAAAUUGUCCCAAAGGGCAACCAGCCUCCUAAGGCUGAUGACAAUGCUAUAUUAUAAACUGUCCAGCAAAUGUGCCAGUGACCAUCAUUUCCAUAUCUCCCAUUCUCCCUUGUUCAAGAUCCUGUUUCUUCUACAAUGCUCCUGACCUCUGUUGUCCUGUGAUGGAGAGAUCUGAGAUUGUUCCAAAUCUGCUUAUCUCAUCCUGAGAAAUAUGUAGCACUACUGCCAAGCCACCAGAAUAUACUUGGCAGCUUGUAAUAGCAAGUGGAAACACAACAUACUUAAUGCAAUUGUCAAAAAAGGUCACUGCAGAGAAAUGUGCAAAGCUCAGAACUGCAUUUUCAGAAAGAUUCAAGACUUUCUGUCAGCCUGUCAGUAUUUGGGCAGGCACUCUGAAGAGCACAAGAGAUUUGUAUCUGUGGUGGCCCUGCUGCAGCAUCUUUGAGGGCGGAGGGGGAAGUUAGGUAUAGAAAGUAAAUUUUUUCAGGCUAGCUUUUUUCCCCACGUAGCUUCUUUACUGCAAUCUCCAUAGUCUUACACAGAGUCAUCAAAAUUGCCGUAAUACUCUCCAAAAAUCUUUCCCACAGGUAAAACCUGUACUCUAGAAAUGAAUAGGGCACAUCAAUUUCCAUAAGAGCUGGGUGCAUAUGUAAUCAUCCUUCUCCCCCAUCCAACUGAGCUACCUAUAAAUCUUAUGUCAGAUGCUUUUACCACCUCAGUGUGCACCUUGGGCUUAGUCUACACUUUUAAGUUUUGCGGAUAUAGCUACACCGGCUAACCCCACCUACUGUAGAUGCAGCUUAUACUAGCAAAAAGAGUGCUUUUGCUGAGUGAAAUAGGCUACACCCACCAUGGCACAUUUCUGCCAGUAUAGCUGCGGCUACACUAGGGCAGCAAACAUUGCUAGCAUGGAGCUGGCCUUAGUGCACUUUAAACCUUUUCAGAAGGAAAGGGCAAAUCUUGCCCAGGCAGCUGCCUGGGGAGCUGGAUGGGCUGCAGGAAGCACUCAGCCCUUUGGUCUCUGGGGACACAUUCAAAUCUUGGAAGGGCCACACCGAGGGAGGCGGUGUCACCAUGCAGCUACAUUCACUGGGUACCUCCUGCAAGCACUGUGUCAGUGACCAGGGACGCCAAGGCAGCCCUGCGUCUGCCAGUCUCUCCUCCCAGUCACAACGCAAGCCCCAAGGACUGGCCAGAGAGAUGUGGUUAUUGCACCGGAACCCCCACUUCCCCACUCCAUGGGGACAGAGAUGGCCCUUGGAAGCUGAGUUAGCCAGCCUGACCUAUGACGCUGAGGGGCAGGGCAAAUAGAUUGCAAGUCCCAGCGUGCAAAGCAGCAGGGCAGGGUGCAUUGCACGAUGGAACUUAUAGUUUCCAGGGGCUGUUACCGGGAUACCACCGUAAACAAUGCCUCCAGGAGCCGCAUUGUUCUCUCUGCGGCAGGCGGGCUCCCAAGCACCAUGCAACCUAUGACAAAAAUAGCCCCAGGGGUGUGGUACUGGAAAGAGGAUACCAAAACACUUGAAUUUGCAAGCUCCAUCCCCGCCGCAGAUGCUAAAGAGAAACUCAAGAAGGGCAAAACCAUCCAUUUUCAGGAAAUGGGUAGUAAAACACUAGACAGAUCGACUCCUAGUAUGUUUCGAGAUUUGUUUGGUGCAAGAUUCCCUGAGAAAAGAAUGAAUAUACAAGAAGAGAAAUCCCCUAGGCUGUCGAAGCGGGGACAAAAUGAGUGUGUUACAUUAGACGAUGUUAAAUAUGCUGCUUUGUUUCUGGUACAAGAAGAUGAAUCAUAUCAUAUACCUUCUUUUACAGCAGUUAUGAGGAGUAAGCAGUUGGAUGAGUUCCUCAUGGCUCUGCUUUUCUAUUUAUCUUAUUAUCUGGAAAAAAUUGCCCUGGAAAAGAAACCCAAAUCUUUUAUGGUAAACCCCAGUGUGUUAGACCAAAAAGAACGGGAGGAGACAUUGGCUAAGCUAACAGGAACCAAGAAACACCUUGCCAAGGUGUACUGCAUCCUUAUUCUUGGACUAGGAAUGGCUGAGCAGCAUCACAUGGCUUGUGGAAAGAGAAAAACAUCAUCAUCACAGAAGGACCGAGAGUUCUUUGAGUGCUUCUACAACUUCUGUACAUACGUGGCCUGGGUGGUGUUCAGACGGAAGCACUUCCAAGAGAUUCAGGAAGAAGUGGGCAGGCUUCUUCGCUCUGACAUAUUUAACCCCGCGUUGAGAGAAAAGAACAGCCCCAACCUGCAGAAAACAGAUGUCUCUGCCGAUCAGAGGAAAGUUAUCUUUCCCUAUCACAGGAGUGUAUAUGCCAGACGCCCAGCGAUAAAGAGCGUCGUUGGCCAGCGCUCGCCGGUGCUCAGUACGCUACUGCCCCUGCCCAAAGACAACGCUCAGUAUCUCUUCCAGACCCAUUACCUGCAUCGGGGCAGAACCCUUCCAACCUGCAGCAGCAAGGACCUGCCGGACUACUCAACUGUUGAGCUUACACCCAAGGUUGGCAUCAUUGGAGCCCUUCGCAGCAAGUUUAAUCCCCACACUCUCAUGCCUAUUGGGGUGAUAGAGGAGGAGGAGGAGGAGAAGGAGGAAGAACAAAGAACAAAGAGAAACAGUUUCUUAGCCAGUUCAUAUGACCUGGCUUUGUCGUCCCACAGAGGCACCCAAGUUGCAAUCAGUCGCCCGAGCAUGGUACUCUCAAGAGCAACUACGGAGGGGGACUACUCUGAGAAUGGUUAAUAGAAAUGGCGCCCUCUAGCAUUGAGGGUAAUUCUAGCAUGAGUUAAGUAAACCACUUUGAAGCUUCAUGUUUAAGAGCAGAGGCCAUUUGUUACAGGUAGUGCAGCCUAGUGAAUAGGGCACUGGACUAGGACUAGGAUUUAGGUUCUGUUCCCAGCUUGGCCACUGACUUGCUGUGUGACCUUGGGCAAGUUAUUUCCCCCCACUUAGUGCCUCAGUUUCCUCAUCUGUAAAAUGGGAAUAAUGAGACUGACUCCCUCUGUAAAGCAUUUUGAGAUCUAUGGACCAAAAGAGCGAGGUAUGAUUAUUAUUUAUUCCUUUAAAAUUUGCAUUGCGAGAAGAUUCCUAGAAGGAUUAAAAGUUCUGGAAUUGAUGGUUUUACGGGAAUUUCCUCUUACAUGUUUAAUAUAUUAUGUUUACGCAUUUUUGAUUUCCAGAGUGUUUCACUGGGCUUUGCACAUAUGCAUCUCUCCAUACUAAUGCAUGACAGAUGUUGCUAAAUGAAUAGCAAAGAUGAAUACCACUCUUUAAAGAUAUGGGGCAGAUCCUCAGUUGUUGUAAAUCAGUGUUGCUACACUGAAAUCAAAGGAGUGAUGCUGAUUUACUCCAGAUGCGGAGCUAGCCUGCAGUAUUUAUUAUAUAGCAUUUCUCUCUCAUCUUUCACUUUCACCAGUGGAGGAAAAUAGGUCCUAGAAUUCAAAACAUCAAUUCUUGGAAAGUCUUGGAUUCUGUGACUUUCAGAGUCCUCCGUGACAUUUUCCGCUUCAGCUCUGGGACGGCGGGGCUGGAGCUCCCAGCCAUCAUGGGGACCCUGCAGCUCCAAACUGCCAGCCACAGAGCUCUGAGGGACUACAGAUGGUGCGGGCCAGAGUUCCCAGCCUUCCCAGCCACCAUGGGUGGCGGGGGCCCCCAGGGCUUCCAGCUGCCGGCCCCGGAGCUCCCAGCUGCCCCAGGCAGCAGGAGCCCCACAGCUCCCAACCGCUGCAGGUUCCCUGGAGCUCCCAGCUGCCGGAGCUGCAGUGGGGGCUCAGGAGCUGUCAGCUGCAGUGGCAGGUGUUGGACCCCUCUUCCCACAGCAGGGGUUGGGCUUCAGUCAUCCCCUUCCCCAUGGGGCUCAGUCAGCCUCCAGUCAGGCCCGCCCCCCUUAUCUUUAGUAAAAGUCACAGACAGUUCAUGGGCUUCCGUGAAUUUUUGUUUAUUGCCCGUGACCUGUCCGUGACUUUUACUAAAAAUAACCAUGACAAAAUCUUAACCUUAGUCAUAAGAAAUUACAAGGGUUUACCUAUAAAACUGUCCGUAUUCUGUUACCAUUACCAUUAGCAGAAAACCCUGGUGAAAUCCUGGCCCUUUUGAAGUCAAUGGGAAUUUUACCAUUGAUUUCAAUGGGACCUGCAUUUCACCCCCUUGGCUCUAACAAUGAAAGAAAACCAAAGACAGGUAGAGUUUUCUGAGAGCCGAGAAGAAAACUUUAACAUCUCAGUGUAUUGUUUAAAAUGCUAUCUAUGGGACCGCUACGAUCUCCUCAUGUACAUAGAUGUUGAAUGCGACGUGCUUUGUUCAGAACAAACACUUCUAUAUUAUGCAUUUCUGCACUGGUUUAGGGAGGGCAAGUUAGUGAGAAGACAAAUACACAAGAAUCAGAUAUGGGCCUAAGUAAAUGUCCUUUUCUCAUGAAAAACAGAUUGCUGCUAGUAUAUAUAGCAGAAGUUCCAAACACCUGGCCCCCCACUGAUGUAUUUAUCUCAUCCUCAUAACCUUCAGGUUUUGCCAAUAUUAAAGUUUUAUUUUUAGAAAAUAAUCAGUAAAGUAAGAUUGCAUCGUGUGUAACAUGACCUUAAUGCUCUCACAUAUGGCCUGAAAAAUAGCACUGAGAGGAGGCUGGAUAUCUCACUGAUCAGAGUCCAAUGAUGACACUUCAAGGGCUAGAUUUUCUAAAAACUUGGUAGGGCCAGUGCACAUACAAAAUGCACAUACUGCUUGGUUUUGGGAGUCUCCAAAGUCCUCUAUGUGGUGUAUUGAGAACUGUAUUGAAAUUGUAGGUUGUCACUUUAAAUGGAUUUUCCUGGUCCUGCUUGCAGACUAGGGGUUUCUGUAAGGAAGCAUGUGAUCUGGGUCUAGCAGCAGUCAGUCUGGAGGCAGACAGUCUAUAGUAAGGUGAGGUGAAUUGUGCCUCACUUCCUUAGGGAGCAGUCUGAUUUCUUUCUGGUUUGGGGCUCUUAUAUGUUAUCAUUCUGAAUUCUAAGAAAUAAAGCUGUUUUUUGCAACCUUUCAGCAAGAGUAUUUAUGUGUUUAUCUAACCUCUCUGUGUGUAUGCUGUGAACAUAGCACCCUACAGCACUUUUCCCCCACUGCAUUGAUGCAGCACAAAUUAGGCCAACUAGUAGGAGUUUGGUGACUACAGAAGGGUUUUCUUCUCUUGAUCUGUGCAGAAACCUCCCAUUGACCCCAGUGAGAACCCUGCAUGGACUGAGGGGUGUACAUGGCCCCAGCUUUCUAGCUACAGCCCAUGUCCCUGAAUUAAAAAUGCAAUUUGCCCCAUCCCCAGAAUGAGUCUGAUAACCCAAUACAUUAUAUAUUGGCUUUCCUCAGGGCCAGACAUUGCCUACCACAUGCAAAUUAGACAAAUUAGAAAAAUGGUCUGAAAUCAACAUGAUGAAAUUCAAUAACGACAGGUCCAAAGUACUUUACCUAGGAAGGAGAAAUCAAAUACACAACUACAAGAUGGGGAAUAACUGGCUAAGUGGUAGUACUUCUGAAGAGGAUCUGGGGGUUAGAGUGGAUUACAAAUUGAAUAUGAGUCAAUAAUG